UAUUUCAACCGGUGGCUGAAGACGCUGCAGGAAUUGCUCUCUUUUUGAAUUAAUCACGUGCUUAAAAGUGAAGGCGGCAGCGGCCAGAGCGCCCUUCCCCCUCGGGCCGAAAUCGGGCCUCACCUGUUGCAGGUGUCCCCCAGUAGUCGCGCGGCUUGGCCACGCCGCUCUGCGCGCCCCUCGGAGCCGGGGGACGGUGACUCUGACGCUGGCGUGGGGAGGUUAGACGCCCGGGCGGGGGGGGAUCCCGAGCCCCCUAGCACCGCGCCUGGCCGAGGGCACCUCGCGGGGAGAGGCCGCGCCUCCUCCCGGAACUGGCCGGCGCGGCGGGGCGGGCGCUGGGGCAGCGGGGCCGCCGCGCGCGCGCCGGGCCAUGGAGGUCCUUCCCGCAGGAGGAGGCCGGGUCCUGCGCUCAAAGCCCGAGGCGAGGCCGGAGGACGUCGCGGAGGAAGCGGCUCCUGAAGUGCCCCGGGCUCCAUGCCUGCGGGGGGUGCCCCCGGGCUCCUGGGAUUCCUGGGAGGGCGAGGAGGACCCGCAGCCCGCUGAGCCGCUCGGCGGUCGCACCAGCCGCACGGCGUCCUUGGUGAGCGGGCUGCUCACCGAGCUCUACAGCUGCGCUGAGGAAGAGGAGGGGGCCGGCGGGGGCCGAGGGCCCGCGGCCCGCGGCGACAGCCUCGAUAGCUCCACCGAGGCCUCCGGCUCCGACGCGGUUCUGGGCGGGCGCGGCGGGGCGGGCGGCUCCAGCGUGCUGCAAGAGCUGCAGGAGCGGCCGAACCAGCGGCACCAGAGGCAGUACCUGCAGCAGAAAGGCACUAAUGAACUGAAGAUGAUCCUUCGAGAGCUUAAGAACAGAAUUGGUAUUCAGUCGGCGAAGUUACUCCGGCAGCUGAAGCAGAAGGAUAGGCUCGUGCAUAAAGUCCAGAGGAACUGCGAUGUGGUGACCGCGUGCUUGCAGGCCGUGUCGCAGAAGAGAAGAGUUGACACAAAGUUGAAGUUCACUCUUGAGCCAUCUUUAGGUCAAAAUGGUUUUCAGCAGUGGUACGAUGCUCUCAAGGCGGUUGCCAGACUAUCAACAGGAAUCCCAAAGGAAUGGAGGAGGAAGGUUUGGUUGACCUUGGCAGAUCAUUAUUUGCACAGUAUAGCCAUUGAUUGGGACAAAACGAUGCGCUUCACUUUCAAUGAAAGGAGUAAUCCCGAUGAUGACUCAAUGGGAAUUCAGAUAGUCAAGGACCUUCACCGCACAGGGUGCAGCUCUUACUGUGGCCAGGAGGCGGAGCAGGACAGGGUUGUGCUGAAGCGGGUCCUGUUGGCCUAUGCGCGAUGGAACAAGAACGUUGGGUACUGCCAAGGCUUUAACAUCCUGGCUGCGCUGAUUCUGGAAGUGGUGGAGGGCAACGAAGGGGAUGCUCUGAAAAUUAUGAUUUACCUUAUUGAUAAGGUACUCCCUGAAAGCUAUUUUGUCAAUAAUCUCUGGGCAUUGUCUGUGGAUAUGGCGGUCUUCAGAGACCUCUUGAGACUGAAGCUCCCUGAAUUAUCUCAGCACCUGGAUACUCUUCAGAGAACUGCAAACAAGGAGAGUGGAGGUGGAUAUGAGCCCCCACUUACGAAUGUCUUCACGAUGCAGUGGUUUCUGACCCUCUUUGCUACGUGCCUCCCUAACCACACUGUUUUAAAGAUCUGGGACUCCAUCUUUUUUGAAGGCUCAGAAAUCAUCCUAAGAGUGUCGCUGGCUAUCUGGGCAAAAUUGGGAGAGCAGAUAGAAUGUUGUGAAACAGCAGAUGAAUUCUACAGCACCAUGGGGCGCCUUACCCAGGAGAUGCUAGAGAAUGAUCUUCUGGAAAGCCAUGAACUCAUGCAGACUGUUUAUUCGAUGGCUCCAUUCCCUUUCCCACAGUUGGCAGAGUUGAGGGAAAAAUAUACCUACAACAUUACACCGUUCCCAGCUACAGUUAAACCCACCUCCAUUUCUGGACGACAUGGGAAGGUCAGAGACAGUGAUGAAGAGAAUGACCCAGAUGAUGAAGACGCUAUUGCUAAUGCCGUGGGGUGUCUUGGACCUUUCAGUGGGCUCCUGGCACCUGAACUGCAGAAGUACCAAAAGCAAGUUAAAGAACCAAAUGAAGAGCAGAGUCUGAGAUCUAAUAACAUUGCGGAGCUGAGCCCAGGAGCAAUUAAUUCCUGUCGAAGCGAAUACCAUGCAGCCUUUAACAGUAUGAUGAUGGAGCGCAUGACCACAGACAUCAGCGCGCUGAAGCGGCAGUAUUCUCGGAUUAAAAAGAAGCAGCAGCAGCAGGUGCAUCAGGUGUACAUCAGAGCAGACAAAGGACCAGUGACCAGCAUUCUCCCGUCUCAGGUAAACAACUCUCCAGUUAUAAACCACCUUCUUUUAGGAAAGAAGAUGAAAAUGUCAAACAGAGCCUCCAGGAAUGCUGUCAUUCACAUCCCUGGUCACUCAGGAGGCAAACUGUCUCCUAUCCCCUACGAAGACCUUAGGUCGAAGCUGAACUCUCCAUGGCGAACUCACAUCCGAGUCCACAAGAAGAACAUGACAAGGACCAAGAAUCAGCCAGGCUGCGGGGACACCGUUGGGCUGAUAGAAGAACAGAAUGAGGGCUGCAAGGCUAACCGCCUGGGGGCAGCAGAGGCGUUUUCUUCCAGUUGUGCAGCGACCACAGGAAGAGGAGGUGGCGGUGCGGAAGGCAGCACAGCAAGGACUGUCGAAGGGCAGUCUCCGGAGCCGGUGUUUGGAGACAAUGAUGUGUCUGCGGUCCAGGUGAAAUUAGGAGCCUUGGAACUGAACCCAGGGGCUGCUGCUGCCUCCGCCGCUGCCGCCGUGGAGCCCCAGGGACACCCACCUUGCCUGCAGCACUUCCCAGAGCAGCCUGAUAUCCCUGGAGAAAACAAAGCCACCAGCAGAGCUCCCCAAGGCAGCCAACCGAAGACUCCCAUCUUCAACCCCUUCCCCAGCGUCAAGCCGCUGCGAAAGUCAGCCACUGCCAGGAGUUUGGGGUUGUAUGGUCCCACAGAACGAACCCCAACUCUGCACUUCCCUCACAUGAGCCGGAGCUUCAGCAAACCCGGUGGCGGAAACAGCAGCACUAAGAAACGAUGAUUCCCAGAAAUGCUUUAUUGAGAUUCAGCUUUUCCCGGUGGUACGAGGGUUUCAGGUACAUGGCUGCAGAAGGAUUUCAGUUGUCCAGUGAAAACGAAUAGUUAGCUUCAGAGAUGAGCCGCAUUCAUACAAACGGGAAUUGGAAGUUUUAUCAUGGGAGUAGAGUAGGGAUAUUUUCCUAUCCACUGGUAACUGAUACGGUGGAUUCUUGUGGCAAAAUAAAUAUUGUGGUUUUAAAAUGUGAA
Messenger RNA from Phyllostomus hastatus (greater spear-nosed bat), 3357 nucleotides. RefSeq names its product TBC1 domain family member 30 (gene TBC1D30). Lineage: Eukaryota; Metazoa; Chordata; Mammalia; Chiroptera; Phyllostomidae. The record is from RefSeq and is a predicted model, not a curated record. The transcript has 13 exons. Gene Ontology annotation, cellular component: endoplasmic reticulum. Bases 374 to 3112 code for a protein of 912 amino acids.